Molecule: messenger RNA, 2524 nt
Organism: Bufo bufo (common toad)
Lineage: Eukaryota; Metazoa; Chordata; Amphibia; Anura; Bufonidae
Gene: SPTLC2
Product: serine palmitoyltransferase long chain base subunit 2
Exons: 12
Coding region: 226-1992 (588 amino acids)
Biological process (GO): ceramide biosynthetic process; sphingosine biosynthetic process
Cellular component (GO): serine palmitoyltransferase complex
Molecular function (GO): pyridoxal phosphate binding; serine C-palmitoyltransferase activity
Source: RefSeq, a predicted model, not a curated record
GGGAGACGGUAAUGUUUCCUUAGGUGACUCUUAUAUGUGGUAAGUGAGUGACGUCAGAGGGCGGUCCGGUUCAAUAACGUAGCUCCACCUACAUAGGUUACUAUGGUUCAUGCACGUGCUGUUUGUCUGCCGACGUCAUAUCGUCGCUCCCUGUUACGCUCCGCCUGCGUGACUUGUGAUUGGGUAUCCAGUGUAAGAUUAGGCCGCGCCCUCAUGUGACGUUCCAUGUUGGAUUGGUCGAGCUGCGGCGGUCAGUUCCGGUAUCCGGAGGCUGGGCGUAGCUGUGGUGACAGGCGAGAGAGGCCGGAGAUGCCGCGGUACAGCACUGGAGAGGCCCCCGGGGGCCACAGCUACGUCCACAAGACUGCUAUGAACGAGCGCUGCAAGACUGAAAACGGGGGUUUUAAGAACGGAUACGUAAAGAAUGGAAUGUGCCACGAUGAGCGGCUUCCUAAUGGCGAAUUGUACAAGAGGCCGUUCCAUGAGGCGUUCGAGGAGACCCCGAUGUUGGUUGCUGUCCUCACCUACAUGGGAUAUGGGAUCCUCACGCUGUUCGGUUACCUGCGGGAUUUCCUCCGGGCCUGGAAGAUUGAGAAGUGUCACAACGCCACUGAGCGGGAGGCGCAGAAAGAUUUUGUUCCUCUGUAUCAGGACUUUGAAAACUUCUACACACGGAACCUGUAUAUGAGGAUCAGGGACAACUGGAACCGGCCGGUGUGCAGCGUCCCGGGGGAGCGCGUGGACGUCAUGGAGAGGUUCAGCGACGACUACAACUGGACCUUCAAGUUCACGGGCAGAGUCAUCAAGGGCGUCAUUAACAUGGGCUCCUACAACUACCUGGGCUUUGCGCAGAACAGUGGGUUUUGUGCUGAGGCCUCGGCUGACAUCCUGCAGCGCUAUGGAGGGGGAGUGUGCAGCACGCGGCAGGAGAUGGGCAACUUGGAUAAGCAUGACGAGCUGGAACGUCUGGUUGCGCGUUUCCUUGGCGUGGAGGCGGCCAUGACCUAUGGGAUGGGCUUCGCUACAAACUCUAUGAACAUCCCAGCGCUAGCGGGAAAGGGCUGCCUGAUCCUGAGUGAUGAGCUGAACCACGCCAGUCUGGUGCUAGGGGCCCGGCUUUCAGGUGCCACAAUCCGCAUCUUUAAGCACAACAACAUGCAGAGUCUGGAGAAGCUGCUGAGAGACGCCAUUGUGCAGGGUCAGCCCCGCACCCACCGGCCCUGGAGGAAGAUCCUUAUCCUGGUGGAGGGGAUUUACAGUAUGGAGGGCUCCAUCGUCCGCCUGCCGGAGGUCAUCGCCCUGAAGAAGAAGUACAAGGCGUAUCUGUAUCUGGACGAGGCUCACAGUAUCGGUGCGCUGGGACCCAGUGGUAGAGGAGUGGUCGAUUACUUUGGUCUGGACCCUCGCGAUGUGGACAUCAUGAUGGGAACCUUCACUAAGAGCUUUGGUGGAGCAGGGGGCUACAUUGGGGGCACUAAGAUCCUCAUUGAUUACUUGCGGAAACACUCGCACAGCACGGCCUACGCCACCUCCAUGUCGCCGCCGGUUGCGGAGCAGAUCAUCACUUCUAUGAAGUGUAUAAUGGGCGACGAUGGCUGCAGCCUGGGACGGGAGCGCGUGGAGCAGCUGGCGGAGAACACCCGCUACUUCAGGCGUCGCCUCACAGAGAUGGGCUUCAUCAUCUACGGCAACAGCGACUCGCCGGUGGUUCCGUUAAUGCUGUACAUGCCGGCGAAGAUCGGGGCGUUUGGACGAGAGAUGCUGAAGAGGAACAUAGGAGUAGUAGUUGUGGGGUUCCCCGCCACCCCCAUCAUUGAGUCCAGAGCUCGCUUCUGCGUGUCCGCCGCACACACAAAGGAGAUGCUGGACGAGGCUCUGGACAGGAUCAGCGAGGUGGGCGACCUCCUGCAGCUGAAGUAUUCCCGCCACCACUUCCUGCCGCUGCUGGAUCGGCCAUUCGAUGAGACCACAUACGAGGAGUCGGAAGACUGAGCCAUGCAGGGCGGGCACUCCCAUCAUCCCGCCGCACUCCCAUCAUCCCGCCGCAGCCCCAGGGGCUGUUUUAUACUUGUACAUUUUCCUUUUCCGUUUUAUUUAUUCGGGGAGGGGGGCCUGUGACGACCGCCCCCGUCUGAGGCCUUCACCCCGCGCUGGGACCGAGGGGCAGGCAGCACAGGUGCUACAUAUGGUGCUGGCCUGGGGGGUGCAGCAUUAACUCUUUCCUCUCUGGAAGCAGCGGUGAGCUCGGGACCAGAGGGCGUGCGGGGCGAGGGGCACUGUGCCUCGUGCCUGCGUCUCCGUUUUUAGCUCGGCUAUUCCUGAAAAUUCACAUUCCUUCCUCUGUGACUAAAUCCUUUUUGUGGGGCUGGGGCCCCUGAGGUCGGGCCCCUCGCAGUGUUUAUAAAAUGGCCUUGUUGGUUUCUUUGUGGCAUGACGUUUGGAAGAACUGAGCCGAAGAAUCUGCGCAGCGCCCCCCGGGGAUCGGACGGGCGGCUGUACUCAAUAAAGGUUCAUGCGUUUUCAG